This is a messenger RNA of Thunnus maccoyii (southern bluefin tuna), 2309 nucleotides long. RefSeq names its product RAD21 cohesin complex component like 1 (gene rad21l1). Gene Ontology annotation, molecular function: protein binding; chromatin binding. The transcript has 14 exons. Lineage: Eukaryota; Metazoa; Chordata; Actinopteri; Scombriformes; Scombridae. The coding region runs from base 122 to 1744 and encodes 540 amino acids. Gene Ontology annotation, biological process: mitotic sister chromatid cohesion; synaptonemal complex assembly; replication-born double-strand break repair via sister chromatid exchange. The record is from RefSeq and is a predicted model, not a curated record. Gene Ontology annotation, cellular component: synaptonemal complex; cohesin complex.
GGGGAAAAAAUCGCGUCAAUGACCCUUGCCUUUUUUUGGUUCCUCGCGGUGAUGUCACGCCCCGAAUGUCAAAACGCGGCACUUACAACGUUCAGGUGACAGCUAACAGCAGUUUUCCAACAUGAUGUUCUACACGCAACUCUUCACCUCAAAGCGAGGGUCUCUAGCCAAAAUUUGGUUAGCAGCGCACUGGGAGAGGAAACUCACAAAGGCCCAUGUAUUUGAUUGCAAUCUGGAAACAACCAUCAGAGACAUUAUUUCCCCUAAGAUGAAAAUUGGUUUGCGGACAUCUGGCCAUCUGCUCCUCGGUGUGGUCCGGAUUUACUCCAGAAAAGCAAAAUAUCUCCUUGCAGAUUGCAAUGAUGCCCUGGUUCAAAUUAAAAUGGCAUUCAGGCCAGGUCAGACAGAUAUGCCUGUGGAGGGGCUUGAGGCCACAGUAAAAGCAAUUACCUUGAUCGAAGAUUUCACUGCCUUUGAUUCCCAGCUGCCACACCCAAGUGACAUAGAUGUCAUGGACCACUUUUCACUGAACCAGUGUCGAUCAGAGGAAAUCACUCUGAAAGAGGAUUUUGGAAAUGGCUUUCUGAACUUGGCAGAAAUCAGAGAUGAGUCCCAGAGCCUCCAGAACGGACUGCUGGAUAUGAGCUUCCACAGCCUGGCUCAACAUGGAGACACUUUUGGCGAUGAGGAUAAAGGAUUCGACCUGCUCGACUUUCUGACGAACUCCAGUGAUUAUCCUGAGUCCACAGACUUCAUCCCAGAGGAGCCUAAAAACGAAAAUCAGGAGAACUCCAGGUUCAAUUACAAGCACGAUGCUGACCGGAGGGAUCCUGCGGAGGUGGCGACUCCUACACUGAAUGAGACCACCGUGCUCGCUAAUGAGGAGGAAGCCUUUGCCCUUGAACCCGUGGCCAUCACUCCAAACUCAGAGAGGAAGAGGGGGAAGAGGAAACGCAAAUUAGUGGUGGACCAGUCUAAGGAGCUGACCAAUGAAGCUAUCAGAGAGCAGCUUGCUGACUACUCAGAUCUGGUCUCCCCUUUGGACAUGGCUCCCCCCACCCGACAGCUGAUGCAGUGGAAGGAGAGCGGAGGUGCAGACAAACUCUUUGCACAGCCGUGUUCCACCCUAGUAACUCCACAGAUCAAGGAGCUCUUUGCUAAGAGUAUGUUCCAGGUGAAACAUGGUGUGAGUGAGGAGGUUGAGGCGAUGCGGCUGGAUGAACAGGAGGCGCAGAGAGACAUAAGUGCCCUCAACACAGACAGCAUCAGUGUUGUAGAUUCGUCAGUAGAUCGCGAAAAAACGCACAACACUGAGUUGACAGACCUUGGUCACACAAACGACAACCGACAUGAGAAUUACUCAGAGCUCAUACAGGAUGAAAACAGAUCUGAAUUCACUCAUCCAGAACUUCCAUCAGAAGACUCCAUGUUUGUUCAUCCAUCUUACAUGGCACAGGAGACUCAGUCAUCGUCCACGCACACUCAGUCUAUGCUGGACAGCCAGGACUUUGAGGAGAGGAAGAUAACCAGGCGAGCAGAGAAGCUUCUGAACACUCUAAAAAGCCAGAGCAACAGUGACAGCAUGUUCAGCCUGGAGGUACUGUGUGCAGGGAGCACUCGCUCGCAGGCUGCAACCACUUUCUUCUGUCUCCUGGUCCUGAAAAAACAACAAGCCCUCCGUCUGCACCAGAGCGGACCUUAUCAGGACAUCUUCGCCACGCCGGGACCCAAGUUCUUUAAUUAGUGAAGCAGAAAACAGUUUUAUAAAGUGAGGCCUUGGGUUCUACUGGAUCUGCCUCAUGCACAAGUAGCACAUGUCUGUGUUAUGAAGUCAUUUUCCCAGAGUAAAAUUAAUUUAUUCACUUAGGUUUAUGGGUUGAAUGUUAAAAACAGCUUGGAAAGAAGAUUUUUUUUGAUUGUUUGUCACACACGUCUGUAUAUCUGUGUGUCUAAAAACUUGUACAUACUGUUUGCUUGUUCUUGGCACUUUUCUUUUGUGAGAAAUGAGGAGGGCGUCAAUGAAGGAACGUUUCCCCUGAAACCUCUUUGUCAGAGUUUAAGUGAUGUGAGAAGUCCUUUUGGAUUAAUUCAUAUUUUUUAUUGUUGUUAUUUUAGGCAAAAUCUGACAGGAUGCAGGUAUUACUGUGGCUGCAUUUUGAGUUAGUGUUUUACACCUGUUCCUCUUCUAUUUAUUCUGUUGUUCCUCAUGACGUUAAGUAUGUUGCAUCAAACAAGGUCUUAAGAACCACUCUGUGGUGUUGUAUCUGACAGAAUAGCAAAUUAUUGCUUUAAAGGUAUGAUUGACAUUG